Chanos chanos (milkfish) is the source of this 1897-nucleotide messenger RNA. It is a transcript of the gene ivd, whose product is annotated as isovaleryl-CoA dehydrogenase. Gene Ontology annotation, molecular function: flavin adenine dinucleotide binding; 3-methylbutanoyl-CoA dehydrogenase activity. Gene Ontology annotation, cellular component: mitochondrion. Gene Ontology annotation, biological process: L-leucine catabolic process. Lineage: Eukaryota; Metazoa; Chordata; Actinopteri; Gonorynchiformes; Chanidae. The record is from RefSeq and is a predicted model, not a curated record.
AACAUGGCAGUUGUAGUACAUUGUCUCUGACACAGAGCAGUUGUGUAAUUAACCUGUUGUACAAAUUGCUUUGUUUGACUUUUAUAGAUUUUGGUUUGCCUCUGUAAAGCGACAUUUCCGACAAUGUUUGCCGCAAGAAGAGCACUAUGUCAUGGCUUGAGAUUGGCAAAUUUUACAGUUGCAAGACGCGGAUGCGCUGGGGCCGUCCCAGUAGACGACGUUGUGAACGGUCUUACGGACGAGCAGAUACAGCUCAGGCAGACAGUCCAGCGGUUCUGUCAGGAGAAACUGGCGCCAUAUGCAGAUGAGAUUGAUAAGAAAAAUGAAUUCUCACGUAUGAGGGAAUUUUGGAAAGAGAUGGGGGAAAUUGGACUCCUCGGAAUCACGGCUCCAGUUGAGUAUGGGGGAACAGGACUGGGAUACCUGGACCACGUGAUCGUGAUGGAGGAGAUGUCUCGGGUUUCAGCCGCUAUUGCGCUGAGCUAUGGAGCUCAUUCCAACCUCUGUGUCAAUCAAAUGGUGCGCCAUGGCAACAACGAACAGAAGGAGAAGUAUCUCCCCAAGCUAAUGACAGGCGAACAUGUCGGCGCGUUAGCCAUGAGUGAGCCCAACGCCGGUUCGGACGUUGUGUCCAUGAAGCUCACUGCGAAGAAACAAGGGGACCACUAUGUGCUGAAUGGGAAUAAAUUCUGGAUCACCAACGGACCGGAUGCGGAUGUUCUCAUCGUUUACGCGAAGACGAAAUCCCGAGGAGUUGCUAGAGGGAUUACAGCCUUCAUAGUAGAGAAGGGUAUGCCAGGGUUCAGCACUGCUCAGAAACUGGACAAACUAGGCAUGAGGGGCUCUAACACCUGUGAACUCAUCUUUGAGGACUGUAAAAUCCCAGAGGAAAACAUCUUGGGCCCUUUGAACAAGGGAGUGUACGUGAUGAUGAGUGGUUUGGACCUGGAGAGACUGGUUCUUGCCGCCGGACCUGUCGGUAUCAUGCAAGCCGUGCUUGACCACGCUAUACCAUACCUUCAUAUUCGAGAGGCGUUUGGACAGAAGAUUGGCCAGUUCCAGCUGAUGCAAGGCAAGAUGGCAGACAUGUACACCCGACUGAGCUCCUGUCGGCAGUACAUUUAUAACACGGCCAGAGCCUGCGAUAAGGGACAUUUCAGCGCCAUGGACUGUGCUGGGGUUAUCCUUUACUGUGCUGAGAAUGCAACUCAGGUGGCCUUGGACGGGAUUCAGUGUUUGGGUGGAAACGGUUACAUCAACGACUACCCCAUGGGCCGUUUCCUCAGGGACGCCAAACUGUACGAGAUCGGCGCGGGCACGAGCGAGGUCAGGCGGCUCAUCAUCGGGAGGGCCUUCAACGCCAUGUUCAAGUAGAAGCUCCGCCGUGCUAACCCCGUUACGCGGCACUGCUCGCCCAGAAGGCCUUAGAUACACACACAACACAACACAGCGACUUGAGUGGAACUUUAAAGCUUACGUCACCAGAGGGAGCUUGUUUAUUCAGCAAGAUCAAAAAAGACUCAUCUGAUGUUUUGCUGAUCUUCUGACUCCACCACCAAACAAAAAAAAAAAACAACAACAAAAAAAAGAACAAAAAAAGAAAGUAUUGUAGAAAAUUCUGGAAGCUUCCACAUGAUGUUGCUCAAUAACCUCAGUCUGACCGCGUUAAAAAAAGUGUAGACUCAGUGAUUAAUCAUUUCUCUUUUUUUUUUUAUAAAGGGGUUUCUAUGAGAUUGUCUUUCGCUCUCAGAUCUGCAGUGACCCAUCUGUGAUUUCUGUGUAUUCAUAGCGAGAGUGAAGGUACUGUUUUUUUUUUUUCCCUGAACAUAGUUUCACGCCACACACUGUGUGUGCUCAGUAAUGCACACGUCGCUUUCUCUUCCUGACUAAACACACA